Messenger RNA from Aplysia californica (California sea hare), 651 nucleotides. RefSeq lists its product as uncharacterized. Gene Ontology annotation, cellular component: nucleus. NCBI's taxonomy places the organism in Eukaryota, Metazoa, Mollusca, Gastropoda, Aplysiida, Aplysiidae. The transcript is spliced from 3 exons. The record is from RefSeq and is a predicted model, not a curated record. Gene Ontology annotation, molecular function: DNA binding. The coding region runs from base 1 to 651 and encodes 216 amino acids.
AUGACUGACCCAACCAGGAUCUUCAACGCCGACGAGAGCGGAUUUAGUUUCGAUCCAAAACACAGGAAGGUGAUUGCUUGUAAAGGUGCCAAGAAUGUCUACAACAUCACAUCGAACACCAAGACACGGGUGACGGUGUUGGCAACGGUGAAUGCAGCAGACUUCUACUUGCCACCCCUGCUCAUCUACCCAUACAAGAGGGUUCCGGGGAAGAAUCUACUGAACGGUUUUCCCGACGCUUUGGUGCAGGUAUCGGAAAAUGGUUGGAUAACCGCAGCAAUUUUCUUCGCAUGGCUGAGAGACACGUUCAUCCCCGAGACCAUGCACAUCAAGAAGCCCUUGUUACUUCUUGUUGAUGGCCACAUCUGCCAUACCUCACUCUACGAAACAUCGGAGAUCUGCGAGGACAAUGGUAUCAUCCUAUAUUGUCUCCUGGCACAUUCCUCUCAUCUUAUGCAGUCCUUAGAUCAAACAUUCUAUGGCUCCGUGAAGUCUGCGUGGUCUGAUGCUAGUAGAAGGCCCAUCGCUGAGACUGGAGACGCAGUUGGACUGGACACCUCUGCGAAGGUUUUUCAACAUUUCUGGCAGACGUGCGCAACAACAGAGAAUGCCGAGUCCAGCUACAGGGCAGCAGGUAUUUUCCCUUUUUGA